GUGCAAUAGGAUGCCUGCGACCAUGGUUACCACACGUGUAUCCAUGCAAGUGCCAAAAACGCAAGUGCCAACAGCUAGGAGAAAGGAGCUGUGGCAGAUAAAAGCCACGAAAAUGUCAGGAGAGAUGGGCAAACCACUGAUCAGCCACCGCCUGGUGGACAGCAACAGCAGCCUUGCUGAACCCCCCAGGGAGGCCCCCAAAGUGGGCAUCCUGGGUAGCGGGGACUUUGCUCGUUCCCUGGCCACACGCCUGGUGGGCUCUGGCUUCAACGUCGUGGUGGGGAGCCGCAACCCCAAACGCAUAGCUGGGCUGUUCCCCUCAGCAGCCCAAGUGACUCUCCAGGCAGAGGCCGUGAGCUCCUCAGAGGUCAUCUUUGUGGCUAUGUUCCGGGAGCACUACUCUUCACUACUCAGUCUCAGCGACCAGCUUGCCGGCAAGAUCCUGGUGGAUGUCAGCAACCCCACAGAGGAAGAGCACCUUCAGCAUCGUGAGUCCAAUGCUGAGUACCUGGCCUCCCUCUUCCCCACCUGCACAGUGGUUAAGGCCUUCAAUGUCAUCUCUGCCUGGACCCUGCAGGCUGGCCCAAGGGAUGGGAAUAGGCAGGUGCCCAUCUGCGGCAACCAGCCAGAAGCCAAACGUGCUAUCUCAGAGAUGGCACACGCCAUGGGCUUCAUGCCCAUGGACAUGGGAUCCCUGGUUUUGGCCCGGGAGGUGGAGGCCAUCCCCUUGCGCCUCCUCCCAGGCUGGAAGGUGCCCACCCUCCUGGCCCUGGGGCUGUUCAUCUGCUUCUAUGCCUACAACUUCAUCCGGGACGUGCUGCAGCCCUAUGUACAGGAGGGCAAGAACAAGUUCUACAAGCUGCCGUUGUCCGUGGUCAACACCACGCUGCCAUGCGUGGCCUACGUGCUGCUGUCGCUGGUGUACCUGCCCGGUGUGCUGGCAGCCGCCCUGCAGCUGUGGCGUGGCACCAAGUACCGUCGCUUCCCUGACUGGCUGGACCACUGGUUACAGCACCGCAAGCAGAUCGGGCUGCUCAGCUUCUUCUGUGCCUCCCUGCAUGCGCUCUACAGCUUCUGCGCGCCAGUGGGCCGUGCCCAUCGCUACGAACUGGUCAACCUGGCUGUCAAGCAGGUCUUGGCCAACAAGAGCCGCCUGUGGGUGGAGGAGGAAGUCUGGAGGAUGGAGAUUUACCUCUCUGUGGGAGUGCUGGCCCUUGGCACGCUGUCCCUGCUGGCUGUCACCUCGCUGCCAUCCAUUGCAAACUCACUCAACUGGAGGGAGUUCACCUUCGUUCAGUCCACGCUGGGCUUCGUGGCCUUGGUGCUGAGCACACUGCACACACUCACCUAUGGCUGGACCCGCGCCUUUGAGGAGAGCCGCUAUAAAUUCUUCCUGCCGCCCACCUUCACGCUCACGCUACUGGUGCCCUGCGUCAUCAUUCUGGCCAAAGCCCUGUUCCUCCUGCCCUGCUUAAGACGCAGACUCAACAGGAUCCGGAGGGGCUGGGAGAGGGACGGCGCCGUCAGGUUCACGCUGCCCCUGGGCCACAUGCUGGCCGAGAAAACAAGCUGUGUGUGAGGUGCUGCGGGCUCUAGACACCAGGAGAGAUGGUACCCUGAGCCUGUCAGGUUUUCUUUUCUUGAUGGUGCAAAUGGGCGGUUCGAGGUCCGAAUUCCUGGGAGGCAAAUGUAUACAGUAAUAUUCCGAAUGACACACACGAGUGUGUGAUAUAUAUGUAUAUAUAUUCCGUACGUAUAACAGGAUUUGCAAUUAUAUUUACUUAGCUGAAAAGUUGGGUCCUUGAGAUUUCAGCAUAUAUAUUUAAAAGCAAGUUCCCAAUAUUGGGAGAAGAGCAAAGUGUGCUAUGGUGACAUUUGCAGGGAUGCACACACACUUUUUGUACAGAA
Molecule: messenger RNA, 1908 nt
Organism: Otolemur garnettii (small-eared galago)
Lineage: Eukaryota; Metazoa; Chordata; Mammalia; Primates; Galagidae
Gene: STEAP3
Product: STEAP3 metalloreductase
Exons: 5
Coding region: 11-1579 (522 amino acids)
Biological process (GO): copper ion import
Cellular component (GO): plasma membrane; endosome
Molecular function (GO): cupric reductase (NADH) activity; ferric-chelate reductase (NADPH) activity
Source: RefSeq, a predicted model, not a curated record